AUGGCAAAAAAUCCUCAUCUUACUCAAGAUAAACUAACUCUAUUAGCUCAAAUACCUGAUGAGGUAAUUGAGCUAAUCUCCUCGGGUGUAAAAACUCAAUCUGACUUGGCAGCGAUGAUUCAUGGUUUGAAGAGUCGAAUCAUUGAAAGCGCACUAUCUGGUGAAAUAGAACAUCAUCUAUCAACAACAAAAUCCACAGAAAUAACAAGUGAUUUAUCACGUAAUCGUCGCAAUGGUUUUAGCAGUAAGACUAUAAGAACGAAUAGUGGUGAUCUACCAAUAAAUGUUCCACGCGAUCGUAAUUCUGAAUUUGAACCUCUGCUAAUCCAAAAGCAUAAACGUCGCCUUGAAGGGAUUGAUGAUGCCGUUUUGGCUCUUUACUCUCGUGGAAUGUCGAUGCGCGAUAUUCGUGCUACGAUUAAUGAGCUUUAUGAUCAAAACUUAUCAGAAGAGUUAUUAUCUUCAAUUACUGAUAGUGUUAACGAUGAAGUCAAAGAAUGGCAGAAUCGACCACUUGAAUCACGUUAUCCAAUAUUGUUCCUAGAUUGCAUGGUGGUUAAAGUGCAAGAGAAUAAAUCAAUCAUUAACAAGGCUGUAUAUCUGGCUCUAGGUAUUGGCACUGAUGGCAAUAAAGAAUUACUUGGGAUGUGGAUAUCACAAAAUGAAGGUGCUAAAUUCUGGUUGAGCGUUCUAACAGAAUUAAACAAUCGUGGAGUUAAAGAAGUCUUCAUAGCUUGUUGUGAUGGUUUGACUGGCUUUCCUGAUGCCAUUGCGUCAGUUUAUCCUGAAUGUCAGGUGCAAUCAUGCAUUGUACACAUGGUGCGUAACUCAUUAGCAUUUGUACCGUGGAAAGACCGUAAAGAAGUAGCUGCAGAUUUAAAAACCAUCUAUUCAGCUGAUACUGAAGAUAUUGCGCUAGAGAAUCUCGAUGAAUUUGCUAAAAAAUGGGAUGCAAAAUACCCUGCAAUAAGCAAAUCAUGGUACAAUCGUUGGGAUCAGUUAAAUACUUUAUUUGGCUAUACCAAAGAUAUCCGUAAAGCAAUUUACACCACUAACGCAAUCGAAUCAUUGAACAUGACUCUACGUAAGGUAGUAAAAAAUAAGCGGUCAUUUCCCAAUGAUACCGCUGUAUUUAAGGUCUUAUAUUUGGCAAUCCAGAACAUAUCCAAACGCUGGACUAUGCCGAUUCGUGACUGGGCUAUGGCAUAUCAACAAAUGUUAAUCAAGUUUGGGAAAAUCUGA
Stylonychia lemnae is the source of this 1242-nucleotide messenger RNA. NCBI's taxonomy places the organism in Eukaryota, Ciliophora, Spirotrichea, Sporadotrichida, Oxytrichidae. The record is from the annotation of a GenBank genome assembly.